UGCUGACUUGUUGUUAGGUGUUACAACGUACGGCGCCAUUGUCAUUGCUCUAGCUUGGUUCUCGGCCUUUUUUGUCGCAGAAGCAUGGCCGGCGCCGAUGAAGGAGACGCCGCCGGCGGCUUCUACAGCGACUUCAUGGUGCUGCGGCCGGACAAAGGCGGGUUAUACGACUUCUUCCACCUCCUCUUCUCGUGCAAGGUGGCGGAGAACGCGGCCGUGGACUGUCCCGCCGGCACGGAGAUCGCCGACUGGCGGCGGCGGUGGGCCGUGUUCGUCUCGCUGGUGGCGCAGGUGCUGCUGCUGUGGGCGAAGAAGCCGGUGGCGCUGCUCGGGAGGGUGACCGAGUACUGGAUGAACCUCCUCGACGAGAAUGGCGGCGGCGUCCUCGUGCUCGUCGUCAGAGCUCUGCAAGGAAAGUUGAAAUUUCCGGACAGAUCAUCCCCCACUUACCGCUCCUGCGUUGGACUACUCGACACCAGAGUUGAACUGAACAAGGAAAUUAAGCAUGGGGAUAGCAACUACCACGCUGCUCUAUCGAUCAUGGCUGCCAAGCUAGCCUACGAGAAUGAGCUCGUCAUAAAAAAUGUUGUUGAGAAACAUUGGAAGAUGAAAUUAUUGGCGUGCUACAACUGCUGGAAUGAUUUCCAAGGGGACUACACGACGCAGGCGUUCGUGCUCGCCGACAAGGCGGCCGACGCGAGCCUCGCCGUGGUGGCGUUCAGCGGCACGAGGCCUUUCGACACGGAGCAGUGGUGCGCGGACGUGGACUUCUCGUGGUACGAGAUCCCCGGCUUGGGCAAGAUCCACGGCGGCUUCAUGAAGGCGCUCGGGCUGCAGAGGCACGGCGGCGGCGGCGGCUGGCCGAAGGACCUCGCCGACCAGGGCGCCCGGAGGCCGUUCGCGUACUACGCCAUCCGUGAGACGCUGCGGAGCUUCCUGUCCGGGAACGCCAGCGCCAGGUUCGUCGUGGCGGGGCACAGCCUCGGCGGCGCGCUCGCCGUGCUGUUCCCGGCCAUCCUGGCGCUGCACCGGGAGGAAGGCGUGCUGGCCCGGCUGGAGGGGGUGUACACGUUCGGGCAGCCUCGCGUCGGGGACGAGAGGCUCGGGAGGUUCAUGGCCAGGUACCUGGACAAGCCCAGCAGGUACUUCAGGUUCGUGUACUGCAACGACAUCGUGCCCAGGGUGCCGUACGACGACUCCGCGCUCCAGUUCAGGCACUUCGGGACCUGCCUCUACUUCGACAGCCUCUACCAAGGACGGGUGACGCACGAGGAGCCAAACAAGAACUACUUCUCGCUGCUGACGGUGGCGCCCAAGGUGGUGAACGCGGCGUGGGAGCUCGUCCGAAGCUUCCUCAUCGGCUACAUCGCCGGGCCGGAGUACGCCGAGGGGUGGCUGAUGCGGCUCGCCAGGGUCGCCGGGCUCCUGCUGCCGGGGCUGCCCCCGCACUCGCCGCGGGAUUACGUCAACUCCACCAGGCUCGGAGCACACUCGCUCGGCCCGCUUAGCUAGUGCAAGACUAGACACAAGUGAACAUUCUGUGUAGUUUGGUUUGAACCAAGAGAAACUGAACAUUUUUUUAUCAAAAAAGAACAAGAUAUCAAUUGGACCAUGUUUAAAUUAGACACAAGUAAUCUUUGCUUGGAUUGCAGGCUGCUUACCCACCCACUUGGAUAGGAGUACAUGGGCUGGCCGCCAGCAUGGGCCACCCUGUUGUAACAUAAAUCUCACAUUUAGCUUUUCUUUUUAAAAAAGGGAGCAUGUCCAGGAAAGGUGAAAAGUACCACAGAUUCUCUGAUGCACUUCCACUUUUAUGAUGUUCUAGUUACUCCAUAUCAGAUCCUAUUCUACAUCAUGAUUCAGAUCUAACAUGUUCCCACGGUCGGGACACAAAAUGCAGCCAAACUUUUACAUCCUUGUUGGCUACAAAUGUCAUCUUUCUGUUCUAGUGUUUCUAACAGAACAAAAUGCUACCACACCCCCGCGACGCUACUCGAAUAGAUUAAUUGAAAGACCAAGUACAUAUCGUAAGCAUCAUCUCACAGCUGUCAGUCAAGCAUAGGCAAUUCCUGUAACUGAGGUUGCUGACAAGGACAGGUCUAACCCAAGC
This is a messenger RNA of Panicum hallii, 2110 nucleotides long. RefSeq lists its product as uncharacterized. The record is from RefSeq and is a predicted model, not a curated record. Gene Ontology annotation, biological process: lipid metabolic process. Gene Ontology annotation, molecular function: triacylglycerol lipase activity. NCBI's taxonomy places the organism in Eukaryota, Viridiplantae, Streptophyta, Magnoliopsida, Poales, Poaceae. The transcript is spliced from 5 exons. Bases 85 to 1512 code for a protein of 475 amino acids.